Lingula anatina is the source of this 1651-nucleotide messenger RNA. RefSeq lists its product as uncharacterized. Lineage: Eukaryota; Metazoa; Brachiopoda; Lingulata; Lingulida; Lingulidae. The record is from RefSeq and is a predicted model, not a curated record.
GCAGUCACCAUGGAUACAAAAUCCACAGUCAAGAUAUCUGGUGAGAUUGUACCAGUUGAUCCCAAUCUUAUUUUCCAGAGGUUAGUUACUGCUGGGGUAGACAGUAGCAGUAUCAUGAAUUAUGAGCUCUGCACUUUCCCUCCAGCCCUCUUUGCUUCACGGGUUGCUUUAAGAACAUCCAAUAAGGCAACCCUAGCACAAGCCAUGUGGUCAGAUGGACUAGACAACCCCGGACCACAGGGUGACAUCAAUUAUAUUUUAGAUGGUGGGGCACUGCUUCAUCGCAUACCUUGGACUUUCGGUAUUACAUGGAAUGACAUUGCACACCAGUAUGUCACAUAUGUCCUAAGGAGGUAUAAGAGAGCUGUAGUGGUGUUUGACGGUUACCUUUAUGGCCCCUCUACUAAGGAUUCUACACACCUGAGACGUUCCAACAGUAUUAUGAGCACAGCUGUCAUGUUCACUGGGGAAAUGAAGCUGCAAAGUAGAAAGGAAGAGUUCCUUGCCAACAAAGAAAACAAACAGAGGUUCAUCAAGUUCCUUGGUGACAAGUUGGAACGAGCUGGAGUCGAAGUUAUCCAAGCUGCAGGAGAUGCAGAUCUCAGUAUUGCCAAAGCUGCAGUUGCCUCUUCAGACAAAUGUGAUACUAUCCUUGUGGGUGAUGACACCGAUCUUCUGGUGCUCCUACUGUAUCAUGCCAAGGACAUGGAGUUUAACAUUUUUUUUAAACCACAACAAAAGAACAACGCCAAAAGACCAUCAAAGUGCUGGAACAUUAGGACAACAAGGGCCAAGUUAGGAAAUGAUGUAUGCAACAAUAUUCUCUUCAUCCAUUCCAUCUUAGGAUGUGACACAACAUCAUUUCCCUAUGGAAUAGGAAAACGGGUAUCUUUAAUGCGCAUGAGAAGUCCUUUCUUCAAACAGCAGGCAAUUGCAUUUGCCAGUGACAAUUCAUGUCAAGAAAGGAUAAUUGAGGCCGGUGAACAGGCACUAGUCUCUUUAUAUGGUGGCGAGGAAGGUGAAGCUAUUAAUGGCCUUCGACUACGACGUUUUUGUGAAAAAACCUACCGUAAAACAACACCUGUGCAUCCACAGGUACUUCCACCAACAUCUAAUGCCACCAAAUAUCACAGUCUUCGGGUAUAUUAUCAAGUCCAGACAUGGAUGAGUGAAGUGGUAGAUCUAGACCCAUUGGAAUGGGGUUGGGAAAUAGUGGGCGCAAACAUGCUGCCUAUAGCAAUGGACAUUGACCCAGCUCCACAGCACAUUCUUGAAAUGAUCAGAUGCAACUGCAAAUCAGGUUGUUACAAUCUGCGAUGCUCUUGUCGGAAAAACAACAUCGAAUGCUCCUUAGCUUGUGGAGAGUGCAGAGGGUCUUGUGCCAAUUCUUCACAAGUUUAUGACCCCUCAGAUGAUGAAGAUUAAUUUAUUGGUUACAUUCAUUGAAGUUUUUUUUUGUAUAAUUUGUUGAAAAUAAUUACAAAAGCUUUGUAACCCAAAUUGAUCAAUUCAUAUCUAGCCAAAUAUUUAAAUAAAGGUUUACCUGAAGGAGACAUAGUUUCGUUGUCAUCUUUCAACCUUUUUGCGAAGCCAUGAUAACUCGCAACAUCAUUUGUUUAAGUUUUUAAGUAAAAACUGAGCUAUGACUGGU